UCACUGCACAGUGUGGUUUGGACCGAGCAUAAAAGGCUCGUGGGCCUAGAGCUCUUUUGGCUCUGAGGUCUCUGUUCUGUUUCCUGUGGAGUCUGGUCUUCCGCGUGUCCAGCUCGCGUCCACGCAGUCAUGGCCUCCGGCGACGCGCAGAUCGGAAAGCCGGCCCCUGACUUCACGGCCACCGCGGUGGUGGAUGGCGCCUUCAAGGAAAUCAAGCUUUCUGACUACAGAGGGAAGUACGUGGUCCUCUUUUUCUAUCCCCUGGACUUCACUUUCGUGUGCCCCACGGAGAUCAUCGCUUUUAGCAACCAUGCCGAGGACUUCCGAAAGCUGGGCUGCGAGGUGCUCGGGGUGUCUGUGGACUCGCAGUUCACCCACCUGGCGUGGAUCAACACCCCACGGAAGGAGGGAGGCCUGGGCCCCCUGAACAUCCCCCUGCUUGCUGAUGUGACAAAAAGCUUGUCCCAGAAUUACGGCGUUUUGAAAAAUGAUGAGGGCAUUGCUUACAGGGGCCUCUUUAUCAUCGAUGCCAAGGGUAUCCUUCGCCAGAUCACAAUCAAUGACCUCCCUGUGGGACGAUCUGUGGAUGAGGCUCUCCGCCUAGUCCAGGCCUUUCAGUACACAGAUGAGCAUGGGGAAGUCUGUCCUGCUGGCUGGAAGCCCGGCAGUGACACCAUCAAGCCCAAUGUGGAUGACAGCAAGGAAUACUUCUCCAAGCACAACUGAGACGGCGAAACGCCUGUGAGCCUCAAGUCUUGGCUCUCGCCUGUGCCCCUGCCUGGAUCUCCUGUGCUGGCCCGGAAAAGGCCAGGCCUUCCUCCACACACUGUGAAGGGGCUGGAGGCCGGGCCAAGGCUAGCUCAUUACCCACCCACCCCUGCCCUGAGCCCACCCAGCUGUGUGCAGGUCCAGGGAAACCAAUAAAGUAUUAGGGACAGUGUAA
Molecule: messenger RNA, 943 nt
Organism: Psammomys obesus (fat sand rat)
Lineage: Eukaryota; Metazoa; Chordata; Mammalia; Rodentia; Muridae
Gene: Prdx2
Product: peroxiredoxin 2
Exons: 6
Coding region: 130-726 (198 amino acids)
Biological process (GO): response to oxidative stress; removal of superoxide radicals; hydrogen peroxide catabolic process
Cellular component (GO): cytosol
Molecular function (GO): thioredoxin peroxidase activity
Source: RefSeq, a predicted model, not a curated record